Giardia duodenalis is the source of this 4416-nucleotide messenger RNA. Its product is annotated as AAA domain-containing protein. The coding region runs from base 1 to 4416 and encodes 1471 amino acids. Gene Ontology annotation, cellular component: nuclear RNA-directed RNA polymerase complex. NCBI's taxonomy places the organism in Eukaryota, Fornicata, Diplomonadida, Hexamitidae. The transcript has a single exon. Gene Ontology annotation, biological process: regulatory ncRNA-mediated heterochromatin formation. The record is from RefSeq and is a predicted model, not a curated record.
AUGGAGCCUCAGGAGAUUCUCGGCGCAACUACGUACAGCCAGAACACUGGUAGUGCAUCAGACAAGUUCCUGGCCUCAGUCUUCGGGUACUUUUCUGUGGAAGAUCCUAUUGACGACUUUCUAAAAGACGUAGAGUGGUUUGCAUCGGAUUUUGUUGAUUGCUUUGUCCUUAAACGCAAGUGCCAGAACUACUGGGACAAGAUUGUUACGCAGGCAACGAUUCCUCAAGUAACACAACCGUUCUUUAAAACUUGUGAGAAUGCAUCCAAUGCCUACACAGUUAAAUCGUUGUAUUUACGUGACACAUUUCUCCUGACUGAUAUCCAGCUACAUCUUCAGCGAAAAUCGUUUGAUUUAGCCUUACUAGAUUGUAUAAAGAUUCAGGUGCGAUCUGACAUCAAAUCCCAGAAACAAGCAAAACGUCUCGCGAUGUUCCUGUAUGUUGCUUGCAAGCUCCUUCUUGUUAACGGAUAUGUCAACGGCAAGUUUGACGACAUUGCAACCAGCCUUUUCAACGGAGAGAUUGCCUCUCUAUUGGUCACUGCCUUCAACGCUAUCUCUCCUUGGGUAGGGGAGCGCCCAUUUAUUUUUGAGCCGAUUAUCUCUCUUCUUGCAGAAGUAUUCCUUUACGCAUUUGGGUGUACAAAGAAUAGGCACAAGCACGAGAAUAUCCACAAGAUAUUUGGCAAGUUAUUGAAGAAGGAAGAGGCAUCCUCGACAUCCUCAGUGUCUAUUGUGGACGUAUGUCUCAGGGUUAUUGUAUCUAACAGUGCCAAGAGUUCUAUCACUAACAUGUCAGAAGCCAGGCGACUCCCCGUUCAGAAUCUUGAUAUCCGCAUGCUGCUUGCGUCCUGCAGGCUCUUGCUCUGCGUCCUCAGCGUGCAGAAUAAUGAUGACGAAACUCGAGUCAUAGACUACAUAGAGCGCAAGAUUAGGGAGCUCUGCCCCGUGCAAGGUGCUCACUAUCAGGCUCUCCCUCACUUGCUGUCUCUCCUGGUAAAUCUUAUUGAUCAAAUUAAGCCAGACUCGCCGCUUUCUCAAGAUGUGAUAAGCUUCCUCAAAGAAGCUAUCGUAGCACUAAUCCUUUGUACUAACUAUGAUAGGAAGCUAGUGGACCUUUUCAAUGCUGAGUUUUGCACAUCCGUUGGUAAUAUUUCAAAGCUUAUUGAGACUCUCUAUACCACUGAGAUUGGAGGCGCUAAAGCAAAGGACUUCUCUGCUUUGACGCAGAUCUUAUUUGAUGUUUUGCACGCCUCUGUGUUAGGCAAUCCCAUUCGGCGACAUAUGAAUAGGACGCUUUUACUGCAGAGCAACUUGCUAUCCUCCACUAACAUUCUAGGAUAUUUCUGGUGUCAACGAUAUCACUAUACAAUUACUAUUUAUACCGAUAUCAUUAUGGACAUACAGCGCGACGAGUGUAAAACCGGUUGUGACUCAAAGAACGGUGCUAAGCAAAAUGGUAAGAAGGAUAAGAAUCUUCUAGCGUUGUCAAAUAAGAAGAUACAAAGCAAAGUAUUGAAAGAUGACUCUAUGCAAUUAACGAUACCGGUGAGCUGGGCGUUUAUAGAUUGUUUUGUGGAGUAUAAUGAGCGUGAUCAGUUGGAACUUUUACCUCUCAUCUAUUCGUUAUGUACUAAAACAAGAGAAAUAUUGGCAAUAUAUAUACCUUCGUAUUGUAGGGUUUUUGCUGGUAAUAAACAGCUCAGUAGAUCGAGGUUGAGGUACUACAGAAGUAAGUACAACAGUAGUAAGAAAUCAUUACCUGAAUGCUUAGAUGAUGAGGUAGUAGAACACGACCCUUACUCGAGGCAACUGGGCUCUUGCUUAGCUUUUGAGCUUCGUGUAGAGCUCCAUGAUAUCCACUAUAGCACCUGUGACUUGAUCUCUCAAGUGCAGCGUCGCGACUCUUCCGUUGGCUUGUUUUUCCACUGGUAUCAUCCAUCUGUUGGCCUUCACAUUAAAAUUGUGAAGUCGCUUCAAGCAAGCUUUGCAACGGCGUACUUCACUGAGUCCGGAGGCGGCGUAGGUAUGCACCGCCUCUUUUGCCUGAGCGAAUUCAAUAACAUACAGCUUCCGAGCUGUUCUUUUACUGGGUACGGAUACUCUACCGUGUCAUCCCAGCCAUUCUCAUAUAUCGAAGACGUCUUAAAAGAGGUAUGUGAAAGGGUAUAUCGGGACGAUUCUUCAGUUGAUGUCUCAAUUAGGCUAAAGGAACUAGAGAGUGCAACAAAGACAAAUACGGAACUAACGCUGUAUAGCCCCACCCCUGAUACCCAGUCGAACGUUGCUGUCUUCAAGGACCUUACUUUGCACGUUGAUGGGAAGAGAAUGAGUCACCGUAAAGAGUUCACGCGCAAAACUCUCAGGCCUUCUCAGUUUAAGGCCCUCCUGUAUGCUGCGCUCUCUCCUCUGACUCUCAUCUUGGGGUGCCCUGGAAGUGGGAAGUCGACAACUCUGGCGCACAUCUCGAAGAUGUUUCUGCUGGAGGAAGGUGCCCAAUCCAAGUGGGUUCCUGCCCUGGAUGCUAAUGGAGUGGAGCGGAAUAGACCAAAGUGGAACCGAUUCAAAGACCUCUUCUUUUCCUCGAUCAGAACAUAUGAGAGUGUCACUGAAAUGGUGCUAGCCGAGGAUGUUGGCGUCCAGCUUUUUAUCACCGCACACAGCAACAAUGCCGCCGACCAGUUGACACGCUACAUCCUCGAGAUGGAUGGGUGGGACAAGACGACUCUCCCCUUCAUAGUUAGAUUGGGGAGUCAGUCGCUUGACUCUAAUGUUCUUAAGUUCAUGCCCAUAUACUAUCUCUAUCGGAUUGCUCUGGAGCUGGACGUGCGACUUGAUUCAUCAUAUGAUGAGGAAGACAAGUUGAGAACAGGAGAUUUGAUCGUUCAUUUUACAUCUAUCUCCGAGGCAAUACAAUGCCAUAUAUUGGGGUCUAAUUCGUCAAAGGUAUAUGCAAGAUUAACAAGAUCUCAGAGAGAUGUCCUGUAUUGUAUUCUGAAAGAUAUGAAUUUCUUCAAUCAUAAGCUCUUGAGCUCGGCGACCAUCAUUGUCAGCACCACCUCUGGAUUUAGCAUAUAUCUGCGCUAUUUCACUGACGUGGCCACCGAUGGCCUUGAAGAUUCCCUUCCUUUUGAUCCCUUAAAGGGUAGCUCGAAGGUCUAUGAUGGAUAUGGCAGAUCAAUGUACAACCAACUUUCUUGCUUCAGUGGCGGGUCCCAUAUAUUGCGAACGAAUAGUUACAGCGACGUCCUGGUCGACUAUGACCACACUCCCUCUAAUCACACCUCCUACCAUUCUAACUUGGUGAAAAGUACUACUGCAUUUAACACAGGCGAAGGGGGCCACCACAGGUACCUGAUUGUCGAAGAGGCGGCGCGCCUUUCAGAGCACGAGUUUGCGUCCUUCUUGGUCGCCCCUUUCGACAAGAUCAUUCUACUCGGGGAUAUCCUCCAGCUCCCGCCCCUCAUCCAGGAUCUGACCAUCGCGAGCUCCGGGGCCCUCGACUGGUCUGUCUUCCACCGCAUUUGCUACUCUCCGCGGGUCAGCGUGCCGAUUGUGGCCUUGGAGGAACAGGCACGAAGCGUUCCAGAGAUUGCUGACCUCUACCGCUCUUUGUAUGAAUCGUCUCUACCUAGAUAUUGCUCAAUAAAGGGUGGCCUGCGAGACAUCCCUGGAGUCAAAUUCGAUAGCUUUGUGGACCAAGCGAUCCUGGAAAGGUUCCAUGGGAGGUGCUUCUGUAUUCCGAGCAAGAGCAUAUCUACAUAUGCUAAUUUGAUUACUGAGACAGACAGAGCGCUAACCGACUUCUGUCAGCAAAUGAAAGAGUAUCAAAUUAUCAAGAAGCAACCUGAAGACGCGAAGUCAAAGAAAAAAAGAGGCGGAGACAUCAGAUUGGCAGAGACUAACAGGGACGAGAUUAAGCUGAUCUCCUAUCUUCUUUAUAGUACUCUUGUGCAGGUCACGAACAUGAUUUUCUCUGGGUCUCACUUGGAUAAGCUUGCGUAUGACUCGCGAGAGCAAGAGUAUUAUCUCCAUUUUAGCAUUGCUAUAUUGUCGCUCUAUAGUGCACAGGCCGCCCUGCUAAAAUCGGACCGAUUUAUUUCGGAUGUCACUAGUGUAUUUAAGGACCUCAGGCUACCUGCAGGCAAUGAUAGGAGGGUACGUUUGAGUGUUGACAUAUCCGUUUCCACGAGUGACGCGUUCCAGGGUCUAGAGGCAGACGUCGUGUUUCUCUCAAUGGUAAAGCGCACUACUACUGAUUUCAUCGAUAGUCUUCCACGCGCGCUUGUUGCAGUCAGCAGAGCGCGACGACUGGUCGUCUGUGUUGGAAUGGCAGAUAAGUCUAAAAAUGAGAUCUGGAUGAAUGUGGCCAAGCAGCAGGAGUUGGAUUUUUCAAAUCUGCUCAGUGAAGCGUAA